GAAUCACAAAACUCUCUCUCUCUCUCUCGCUGUAAGCCUGUUGUUUACUCGCUUUUUUCUCAAAACCGGCUUCGAUUUUUUUCCCUUUGUAGCCGAAAUUUGCGAUUAAUAUCAGAAAAAAAAACACAUUUAAUUCACCUUUACUGAAAAAAAUUCUUCACUAACAAUUUUUUUUUUGAAAAUCCUCUCCUAUUGUGAUGAGUCUUCGUCUUCGUCUUCGUCGUCCGGUUUGAAUUUUCUCCGCACGCGAAAUUUGAAAUCCCCGAGAUUUUGAUUUUCCGGUCUCCGGGUUCCCUUUUAGGGUUUUUUUUUUAAUCGUCUGCAGAUCUCACGAUGAGCGUAGCCAAAUCCCAAGUAUGGCAGCCAUGCAAGAAGAAGAGGUCCUCCUCCUCCUCCUCCUCCUCCUCCUUAUGAUUCAUUAGCAAUAGAGAUCUAUCUAUAUCUGUAGAAGCAAGCGAGAUUCAGAGAUAUGGCUUCACGAACAACACCUUCACGAUCGACUCCUUCUCGAUCAACGCCUUCUGGUGGUGGUGGUGGUGGUGGUUCUUCAGGUAGGACACGAGUUGGUAAGUAUGAGCUUGGUAGAACUUUGGGUGAAGGAACCUUCGCUAAGGUCAAAUUCGCUAGAAAUGUUGAGAAUGGUGAUAAUGUCGCCAUUAAGGUUAUUGAUAAAGAGAAAGUCACCAAAAACAAGAUGAUCGCUCAGAUCAAGCGUGAGAUUUCUACAAUGAAAUUGAUCAAGCACCCAAAUGUGAUCCGUAUGUUUGAGGUGAUGGCUAGCAAAACUAAGAUCUACUUCGUUUUGGAAUUCGUGACUGGUGGGGAGCUUUUCGAUAAAAUUUCAAGCAAUGGGAGAUUGAAGGAAGAUGAGGCGAGGAAGUACUUCCAACAGCUUAUUAAUGCGGUUGAUUAUUGUCAUAGCAGAGGAGUUUAUCAUCGAGACCUUAAGCCAGAAAAUUUGCUUUUGGAUGCUAAUGGUGCUUUGAAAGUGUCUGAUUUUGGAUUGAGCGCUCUUCCUCAGCAAGUUCGAGAGGAUGGGUUACUUCACACAACAUGCGGAACACCCAAUUAUGUUGCUCCGGAGGUAAUCAACAACAAAGGUUAUGAUGGAGCGAAGGCGGAUUUGUGGUCUUGUGGAGUAAUUCUCUUUGUCUUAAUGGCUGGUUAUUUACCUUUUGAAGAUUCUAACCUGACUUCAUUAUAUAAAAAGAUAUUCAAAGCAGAAUUUACCUGUCCUCCCUGGUUUUCUGCUAGUGCAAAGAAGUUAAUCAAAAGGAUUUUGGAUCCCAGUCCAGCAACGAGGAUUACAUUUGCUGAGGUCAUUGAAAAUGAGUGGUUUAAAAAAGGGUAUAAAGCACCUAAAUUUGAGAAUGCUGAUGUCAGCCUUGAUGAUGUUGAUGCAAUCUUUGAUGACUCAGGGGAGUCUAAGAAUCUUGUUGUGGAGAGGCGAGAAGAAGGACCCAAAACACCAGUAACUAUGAAUGCUUUUGAGCUCAUCUCAACAUCCCAGGGUCUCAAUCUCGGUUCACUUUUCGAAAAACAAAUGGGGCUUGUGAAGCGAAAAACUCGAUUUACUUCCAAAUCUUCGGCUAAUGAGAUUGUUACAAAAAUUGAGGCUGCGGCAGCACCUAUGGGGUUUGAUGUCAAGACAAAUAACUACAAGAUGAAGCUGACAGGAGAAAAAUCAGGCCGCAAGGGUCAGUUGGCAGUUGCCACUGAGGUUUUUCAAGUUGCUCCAUCUCUUUACAUGGUUGAAAUGCGAAAAUCAGGGGGUGACACGUUGGAAUUCCACAAGUUUUACAAGAACCUUACCACGGGACUUAAGGACAUUGUUUGGAAAACCAUCGACGAAGAGAAAGAGGAAGGGACCGAUGUUUCAGGUGGUACUAAUGGUGCCAUGGCUAACCGGACAGUUGCGAAACAGUCGGCAUAAGCUGUUUACUUUUUUCAAAAAUAGAUUUUUUUUUUCUACGGUUAAUAAAUUUACUAUAGUAGUUGGUGGGGUUGCGAGUGGGUUUGAAGUUAUACAAAGGAAGCGUUGUUAAGAAGUGAAGCAAAGCAGUUUGAAACUAUAUUGGGAAAUGGGGAUUAUUGAUAAUUUAAUCUUGUUUGAUUCCAUGGAAUGUUGUGAAUAGCAUGCGUGUUGCGAGUAUCUUGGCUUGAAUCGAUUAACCGGAAAGUAAAAGCAUUACAGAUUUGGUUUUGCCA
Camelina sativa (false flax) is the source of this 2208-nucleotide messenger RNA. Its product is annotated as CBL-interacting serine/threonine-protein kinase 23. Gene Ontology annotation, molecular function: ATP binding; protein serine/threonine kinase activity. NCBI's taxonomy places the organism in Eukaryota, Viridiplantae, Streptophyta, Magnoliopsida, Brassicales, Brassicaceae. The record is from RefSeq and is a predicted model, not a curated record. Gene Ontology annotation, biological process: protein phosphorylation; signal transduction.